AUGGCGCGGAAUUCAACUUCCGACAAAGAACACCCGCUUUCGGGCGCGGUUAUCUGCUUCACCUCGGUCCCAUUCGAGCAAAAAACCCAGCUCGUCAGCUUCGCGAAAGAAAUGGGCGCAAUUGAGCGGCCUGACCUUACCUCGGAAGUGACACACCUACUUGUCGGCGCUACGGACUCUCCGAAGUACAAAUUUGUUGCGCGUGAGAGGAACGAUGUUGUUGUUCUUAAGCCAGAGUGGAUUGAGGCGGUGCGAGUAUCAUGGAUGGAGGGGGAGGACACUGACAUACACGCCCUUGAGAAGCAAUACAAGCUGCCAACUUUCAUCGGACUCACUCUUUGCAUUACUGGUUUUACAGAUAUGGGAUUUCGUACGAAAUUGCAUGAUGCUGCAGUGGAGAACGGCGCGGAGUUCCGCAAGGAUUUGACCAAGAGUGUGACGCACCUGAUCUCUCGGAACACAGAAGGCGAGAAGUACCGAUUUGCAACGCAAUGGAAUAUCAAAGUUGUGACCAUCAAUUGGUUUCAUGAUUGCCUGGAGCGUGGCUUAAUCCUUGACGAGGAAAAAUAUCAUCCAUCAAUCCCUCUGGAAGAACAGGGCGUGGGAGCAUGGAAUCGGCCCAGGGUGGAUGAGAAGAAAGAAUCAAGGAGAGCGAAAACCAUGGCUAGCGAGAACAAUGCAGAUCUUCGUCCACGGAAAAAGCUGCGGAGGUCUGCUAGCACCAAAUUGGUCGGUCAAAAUGAGAACAUCUGGGGGGAUAUCAUAGGCGCCGGUUUUAUGAACGAGACGGCUGUAUCAAAGGCCCCAAACGCGAUGCCGAACGAACCGGCCUCAAAACCUGUUCUCCAAGUAGCGAAAUCUUUUGCUAAGGAGUCUACGUUUGCAGAAACGCAGCCGCGCCCUCGCGACGAGGAAGCUCCUAAAGUACCGGAUGGCUUUCUUGGAGGGUCAUUCUUCUAUAUCCACGGAUUCUCCCCUAAACAGAUGGGUGUCCUAACUCGCCACCUGGAAUUUAAUGGAGCCCUUUGUACGGAUUCAUUAAGUGAGUUUGCCAGCCCUACUAUACCGAAGACAGGACAAGGACUGUACAUUAUGGUGCCUUACCAGACUCCGAGGUCGAAAAUUCCAUCAACAGAUGAACUGGCCUUUGAGUGUGAGGUUGUCACUGACAUGUGGUUGGAAAAAUGCCUUCAUGCACGAGCGUUGGUCCCUCCCGAAAAUCAUGUUGCGAGCACACCUUUCCCCAAGUUUCCCAUACCUGGCUUUGAAGACCUGCGAAUAUGCUCCACUGGCUUUGGGGGAAUCGACCUCCUGCACGUCUCUAAACUGGUCAACCUGAUGGGCGCCUCGUACGACGAAGUCCUCACGCCUAAAGCCUCUGUCCUAAUUUGUAACGACCCGCAAAAUGCUAAUCAAGACAAACUGCGGCACACCCGAGAAUGGGCAGUACCAGCUGUUUCGGCAGACUGGUUUUGGACAUCUAUUCAGACUGGCCAGAAGAAGCCAUUCGACCCGUAUCUCAUCCGGAAGCAAACAACACAGCCAGUCAGUGGUGUAGAAAAGCCAGGGGCCGGGUUUGACAUUGAAAAACCAGAGAUACCGCAGGAUGUACCAGCCCAGGAUAGGUUAACAAAAGCGCCUGAAGGGCACGGCGGAAAGCAGAAGGCUGAAAAACCUUUAUCUGUAAGGUCAAGCAGAGACCGAGUGAUGUCCAUAAUAGACAAUGGCUUUUCCCUAGAGGAUGAAGAUGACGCACCAAAACCAUCGGUGCCAGACUCUCGAUCUCCAUCCCCUGAAAACCCAAGCGAAGCCCCGGUUACAGAGGCGCCUGCCCCCAAGACAGCCGAGCCAGAUCGUCCCAAAGCAUCUGCUGAACCAUCAGCACUUGACACCGCGCUAAAAGGCUUUUUGCAACAAGCGCAAGCUGCCAAAUCGCGGCAGCAAUCAGAGAAUACAACUACCCAGCCGGAAGCCCCCCGAAGGAAGCGCAAGCCUCUUCUCGGGCGGGCACCCUCGCAUUCGUCUUCCAAAGUGCUCGAUACAGCUGGUGCACCGUCUCGCGCCAGUUCCAUCGACACUCUUAAUGACGAUGGGCUCGGCUCUGCCCUUGAAAGCGAAGGCUCCUUCUCGCGCACUAACAGUCGUGCCAAUGACCAGAGCAUCUCGUCCAUGUUCAGCGGAAAGAAAUUCGACUUUGAUUCAUUAGCAAAACUUCCCGGCCGCGUUGACGACGAAGAAGAUGAGGAAAACCACGAACCGCCUAUGACGCAGCUAGGCUACGAAGAUGCUGACGCUGCGGCUAUGAGAGCUGAAUUCCUCCGCAAUGCGGGAAAAUUAACUGACAAAACUCAGCGGCCUGAUUCAAGCUUGCUUCUGGGUGAAGUUCGUGAACUUGAAGAUGUAGGAUGGGCUUCUGGACGACGGACCAGACGGCAGCCUCCUAAGCCGGAUGAGAUGUAA
Messenger RNA from Penicillium chermesinum, 2460 nucleotides. RefSeq lists its product as uncharacterized. Bases 1 to 2460 code for a protein of 819 amino acids. The record is from RefSeq and is a predicted model, not a curated record. The transcript has 5 exons. Gene Ontology annotation, biological process: DNA replication initiation; mitotic G2 DNA damage checkpoint signaling; mitotic DNA replication checkpoint signaling. Lineage: Eukaryota; Fungi; Ascomycota; Eurotiomycetes; Eurotiales; Aspergillaceae.